AUUUUGGAAAUCUACGCUCUGUGAUAAUUAUGUAUAAAAAACAUUGUUUUGAGGAAUUCUUUCAAAUCAUAAAGUUUUUGAGGAAGCACACAAAUUAGCUUUGCUCACAUAAUGGUACGUUGUUUAAUAUGUUUAUUACAAUUUUCAAAGUUGAAAAAACUAUUUAUACAUUAUUGGCGUUGGCAUAAGAAGAAUAAAAUUAUCCAUAAACUGUUAGAAGCAAGUGCAUGCAGUUUAAUAAAAUUUCAUCAAACGACAAAACGACUGGUAAAAAGUGAUCUUAAAAAAUGUUGUAAAAAAUAUAAUACAUUUAAUAUUAAAGAUUUACCAACAGAAUCUUUAGUACUCAGUGAAAAUAUUAGAAUAUUUUGUGGACAAGACGAAAUAAUCCGAAUUGGUGAUAAUAAACAUAGUGUCAAACUAUCUUUUGAAGAUGAUCAAAAUGAAAGUAAAGAAAUAUGCUGCCUUGCCAUUAAGGAUUUGGAAAGUAUAGCAGAAUCAAGUAAUAAAAAACUGACUGUGAAUAAAAAAAAACUAAGGAAGAAGAAAAUAAUAAGAAAAAAGAAAAUCAAUAGUGAAGAUAUAGUAGUAAAAAAGGAACCUAUUUUUGAAAUUCAUGCCACAAAAUUGAAAGAACCGGUAUCUCCAGUGAUCUUUGAAAAUGGUAAUGAAACAUAUGAAAAAAAUGAAUCAAGACUUGUCACAUCUGAUACUGAAUCAUGUUCAGAAACUAGUAAGAAUUCUAAGAUAGAAGAUUCCAAAUUGUUUUGUCCCAAGUGCGGUAGUGGUUAUAAAACUGAAAAUGAGCUAUCUGAACACUUGUAUAUCCAUGAACCUUUUUGUCGACUAUGUAAUACUUGGUUCCCAGAUGAAUUCAUUUUUAAGCAACAUAUGCAACUACAUAAAAUAAGAAUUUUUGCUUGCCAUCUUUGUAGUGCUGAAUUUGCAUUUAAAGAAAUGUUAUUCAAACAUUUCGACUGUCAUGCAGAGGACAGAUUGUUUGAUGAUAUUUUAGAUAUGGAACAGGAAUAUAAAACAUUUCCGUUUAGUUUUGUUAAUAACAAUUAUAAUACCAGCAUAAACAGUAUUUUGUGUUACCUGAAAGAUAGGCCAAAUUAUUAUUACUAUAACUAUAAAUUCAUGAAAACCAUCUGUGAUAUUUGUUACAAAGAAGUAUUAGUUCCUGAAUACGAAGCUCAUUUACAGAUAUUUCAUAGUUAUUAGUCUAGGAUAAAGAUAUAUGUAUACUGAAAUAUACAAAAAAAAUUGGGAUUUUCUAAUUUACAUUCUCGAGAUAAUUAAAAUUUUUUUUGAUAUUUUUAUAUAUUUGACUUAUUGAUUAUUUGUUGUUUGACUGAUUUUUCCAAUUUAUCAGCAUUUCCUCUUCUCAUUUUUCUUUGGUUCUAAUAAUUAUUUUCAGCAUUUUCUUGAUUCACCAACCCAGGUUCCUCACUUUGCAGAUUUUAGCAGAAUGUAUUUGGUAACAGUUAUUAAACCUCUUUUUUUCUAUUUAGAUUUAUUUAUUGUUUAUUGACAAUAAGAAACAGCACUAUUUCUGCUGCAUGUUAAAAUCGAACUUUAGGUAAUAAUGAUAAUAAUGAAUGAAAUCUCUAAUAAUGAAAAUUUCAUGUCUAGCCUUUACAUAAAUAUCUUCAAAAUUAAGUUUUCUUCAUAGCAGAGCAGAUACAAAUGCAAAUUAUCAGCAUUCAUUAAAAAAUUAAACUUUUACUUUAUACUAUUAUGCCAAUUAGUAGGAGCCUUAAAAAUGAGAGGAGAGAAUCCUUCAAAUAUUUUUUUUUAUUUAAAAAAUAUGUUCAUUUGAAAUGUAUAAGUUAAGACUGGCAAUAUUUUAACUACGCUUUGAGUAUCUUACCACAUUGAUUACUUCAAUUCGAAACCACUGCUCCUAUGAACAGGGCAUUUAAAUUUCAGUUUUAAGAUUAAGAAUGUGAAAAAUUACAUUAAUAUAUAAAUAAAAUAUUAUACCCCAUAAUAUGGAGAAAAAAUUAAAAUAGUUCAUAUGGUGGUUUUCAAAGAACAAAAUUUUAAAUAGAAAUUGUAGCCUAUAAAAGAGCGAAAGAAAUUUCCCAGCACUACCAAAAUAAAAUCCUUUCCUAUUGUUUAUUAUGAUUUUAUUUCAAUUACAUUAAAGAUAAAUGGUUACAGUAUAUUAGAGUUAAAUAAAUAAGAUAAUCAAAAUUAUUAUAUGUUGGGAUUCAAUUCAUAUUAAAAAGUAUUCUUUUUUUUGGAAAUCACUACUCUAUUUAUCACAAAUUUUGAUACUUCAUACUUCAGAAAUUGCCAAGUAUUAAUUUAAUUGGGUUAAAAAGUAAUUUGCAUAAAUUUUUAUUAUGUUUUAGUAACAAAAUGUUUAUAAGAGCUGUGCUUUCACUUUCAAUAUUUAUUUUUGUUAGAAUAGUCAAUAUAAAUUUUUGUUCAAUAUUUUUUUGAUGGAUAUUAAGUUUUGAUAUUUUUUUAUUUGUACUGACUAACAAGAAAACUGUUAAGACUUGAAUGUUGAUUUUUAUAAGAAUAUAUUUUUGAGUUACUUAAUAUUUCAUUUGACUGAUUCACAUCCUUAUAAACCCAAUAAAUGCAUUAAUUCCCCUGUCAAAUAAAUUGGGUUGUUAUGGAGACUUCUUUUAAGUUAUUAAAUGAUCUAAAUUAUGUUAAAAGAAGAAUCAAAGAAAUAGAAAAAAAAAAUUAAUUUUAAUGAAUUUCGGAUUUCUUUCAUCUAAUUUUGAGUAAUAAAUUCAAAUUCCUUACCAAGCCACUUUCUUAAAUAAGAAUGUGUCAUGAUCAUAUAUCUGAACAUGUUAUAUUCAAGAAAUUAAGGUGUUUUGACAAAUUCUUCCUUCCAGUAUAAUUUUACUUAUAUCAACCACUUCCUGUUAAAGGUAUGAAUAAAUGGUAUAUUUGAAACAAAUUUAUAAAAACAAAAUUAUGUAUUUCCAAAAAAUAAAAUCAUUCAGUAUUUAAAGCUUCUUACAUUUUUGGUGGAGUACGAAAAUCUAAAAUAUAUUUACUUCCAACC
Diorhabda carinulata is the source of this 3034-nucleotide messenger RNA. RefSeq names its product zinc finger protein weckle-like. Gene Ontology annotation, molecular function: RNA polymerase II transcription regulatory region sequence-specific DNA binding; DNA-binding transcription factor activity, RNA polymerase II-specific. The record is from RefSeq and is a predicted model, not a curated record. Gene Ontology annotation, biological process: regulation of transcription by RNA polymerase II. Bases 112 to 1224 code for a protein of 370 amino acids. Lineage: Eukaryota; Metazoa; Arthropoda; Insecta; Coleoptera; Chrysomelidae. Gene Ontology annotation, cellular component: nucleus. The transcript has 2 exons.